Molecule: messenger RNA, 291 nt
Organism: Soboliphyme baturini
Lineage: Eukaryota; Metazoa; Nematoda; Enoplea; Dioctophymatida; Soboliphymatidae
Source: the annotation of a GenBank genome assembly
AUGCGCAGACUCGGUACUGGAUCGGAACUGUUGGAAGCACUGUUCGCCGCAUGUGUCUACGCGGGAAAGAUAGCCGCUCUUGGUGUAGGUCAGUGCGCGGCAAAUGCGGUAAGGCAGUCGAUGUGCGGUCAACCGUUGAUGUCUUCUCGUUCGUUUUACUACGAAAGCUUUCGUGCGUUGAUCCGCAAAGAAAGUGUGCCUGGUGACGUGAAGGAUCUUUUAUACCAUGAAAAACUGUCAAUUCCAUUCCGGAGCAUCUUCUGGAGAGUAAGUUUGCUGCAUCUGAAAAGA